AGCGGGAUGGUCGGCUACCGAAGCUGCAAUGUCGUCCCUGACGACCUCCAGUGAGGGAGAGAACUCCGCUCCCAGGUUUGUUGUCGGUUCUAGAGAUGAUGAGACUGAAUUUCUGGGAUCAAACAUGAAGACAGAUGAAACUGAUUUCUUUGAAGAUGAUGAAGAGGAGGAGUCGCCACCAGAACGGCAGAUCGUAGUAGGAAUCUGUGCCAUGACCAAAAAGUCCAAGUCAAAGCCCAUGACACAGAUUCUGGAACGUCUGUGCAAGUUUGAGUACAUCACAGUGGUGAUCAUGGGGGAAGAUGUUAUUCUGAAUGAACCAGUGGAGAACUGGCCCUCUUGUGACUGCUUGAUAUCCUUCCACUCCAAAGGAUUCCCCCUGGAUAAGGCAGUUGCUUAUGCCAAGCUGUGCAAGCCAUUUCUGAUCAACGACCUUGAUAUGCAGUAUUACAUCCAGGACAGGCGUGAAGUGUAUCGGAUCCUUCAAGAAGAGGGAAUAGACCUGCCCCGCUAUGCUGUGCUCAAUAGAGAUCCUGACAGACCAGAAGAGUGCAACUUGGUGGAAGGAGAGGACCAUGUGGAGGUAAAUGGAGCUGUUUUCCCAAAGCCAUUUGUCGAGAAGCCAGUCAGUGCUGAAGACCACAAUGUGUAUAUUUACUACCCCACGUCGGCAGGUGGGGGCAGCCAGCGGCUCUUCCGUAAGAUUGGCAGCCGGAGCAGUGUAUACUCCCCAGAGAGCAGUGUGAGGAAGACAGGCUCCUACAUUUAUGAGGAGUUCAUGCCUACAGAUGGCACUGAUGUAAAGGUGUACACUGUUGGGCCAGACUAUGCCCAUGCAGAGGCUCGUAAAUCCCCUGCUUUGGACGGGAAGGUGGAAAGGGACAGUGAAGGGAAGGAAAUUCGAUACCCAGUCAUGCUGACUGCCAUGGAGAAGCUCGUUGCCCGUAAAGUCUGUGUAGCCUUUAAGCAAACCGUGUGUGGGUUUGACCUCCUGCGGGCUAAUGGCCACUCUUUUGUUUGUGAUGUGAACGGCUUCAGCUUUGUGAAGAACUCCAUGAAGUAUUAUGAUGACUGUGCCAAAAUCCUUGGAAAUAUAAUCAUGAGGGAGUUGGCUCCCCAGUUUCACAUUCCCUGGUCCAUCCCAACAGAGGCAGAAGACAUCCCCAUUGUCCCCACAACUUCAGGAACCAUGAUGGAGCUUCGCUGUGUUAUUGCAGUCAUCCGUCAUGGAGAUCGCACCCCAAAGCAGAAGAUGAAGAUGGAAGUGAAACAUCCCCGGUUCUUUGAAUUAUUUGAGAAAUAUGAUGGUUACAAGACAGGGAAGUUGAAGCUGAAGAAACCAGAGCAGCUACAGGAAGUGCUGGACAUUGCACGGCAGCUUGUGGUGGAGCUGGGAACCCACAGUGAUUGUGAAAUCGAGGAGAGGAAAUCCAAACUGGAACAGCUGAAGAGUGUCUUGGAGAUGUAUGGACAUUUUUCUGGCAUUAACCGUAAGGUUCAGUUGACCUAUCUGCCUCAUGGCCAUCCAAAAGCUGCGAGUGAAGAUGAAGAAGCUCGCCGAGAGUCCUCCCCCUCCCUUCUCCUGGUGCUUAAGUGGGGUGGAGAGCUGACCCCAGCAGGAAGAGUCCAGGCUGAGGAGCUGGGGCGGGCCUUUCGCUGCAUGUAUCCUGGAGGCCAAGGUGAUUAUGCUGGUUUCCCUGGCUGUGGCUUGCUCAGGCUGCACAGCACUUACCGCCAUGAUCUCAAGAUCUACGCCUCAGACGAGGGGAGAGUUCAGAUGACUGCAGCAGCUUUUGCAAAGGGUCUGCUGGCCCUGGAAGGAGAACUGACCCCCAUCCUGGUGCAGAUGGUGAAAAGUGCCAACAUGAAUGGUCUGCUGGACAGUGACAGUGAUUCCCUUAGCAGCUGUCAGCACAGAGUGAAGGCGCGAUUGCAUGAAAUCAUGCAGAAGGAUGCUGAGUUCUGUGAAGAGGAUUAUGAAAAGCUAGCACCUACAGGCAGUGCUUCUCUACUCAACUCCAUGACCUUUAUCCAGAACCCAGUUGAGGUCUGUAACCAGGUGUUCACCCUAAUUGAGAAUCUCACCUCACAGAUACGAAAACGUCUGGAAGACCCAAAAUCUGCAGACCUGCAGCUGUACCACAGUGAGACUUUGGAACUGAUGCUGCAACGCUGGAGUAAGCUGGAGCGAGAUUUCCGCAUGAAGAAUGGGCGCUAUGACAUCAGCAAGAUCCCUGAUAUAUAUGACUGCAUCAAGUAUGAUGUACAGCACAACUGUGCCCUGAAGCUGGAAGGCACAACUGAACUCUUCAAGCUCUCCAAAGCCCUGGCAGAUGUGAUCAUACCCCAGGAAUAUGGGAUUAAUAAGGAGGAGAAACUGGAGAUUGCUAUUGGCUUUUGUCUUCCUCUCAUUAAAAAGAUCCAGCUGGACCUACAGAGAACUCAUGAAGAUGAGUCUGUCAACAAACUGCAUCCAUUGUACUCAAGAGGAGUUCUGUCACCAGGUCGCCAUGUUCGAACACGGUUGUACUUCACCAGUGAGAGCCAUGUGCACUCCCUGCUCAGUAUCUUCCGCUAUGGGGGGUUACUGGAUGAAAACAAAGACCAGCAGUGGAAGAGAGCCAUGGACUAUUUGAGUGCUAUCUCAGAGCUGAACUACAUGACCCAGAUUGUUAUCAUGCUCUACGAGGACAACAACAAGGACCCCUCUUCAGAGGAGCGUUUCCACGUGGAGCUGCAUUUCAGCCCCGGUGUCAAAGGCUGUGAGGAGGACAGGAACAUACCCACGGGGUUUGGCUUCCGGCCAGCCUCAGCAGAGAACGAGGACAAGAAGGCAGACCAAGGCAGCCUGGAGGACCUCUCGAGCGAGAAGGGCAGCGAUGAGCCAGACCGUGCUCAGCAGAAGUCCCCACAGCCCUCUGAGCCAGUCAGCAUCCAGCGAAGGUCACCACUGGUCAGGAGCCGGAAGACAGGAUCCAUGGAGGUGCUGUCUGAGUCUUCUUCUAAAUCAGGAGGUUAUCGCCUCUUCAGCACUUAUUCGAGGCAGUCUUCUGAGAUGAAGCAAAGUGGAUUAGGGUCACAGUGCACCGGGCUGUUUAGCACCACUGUGCUGGGAGGCUCCUCCAGUGCCCCCAACCUCCAGGACUACGCACGCAGCCAUGGCAAAAAGUUUGCCAGCAGCCUGACAUACAAAGACGAGCUCUUGUCUAUGCCAGCCGUAAAACGAUUUUCUGUGUCGUUUGCAAAGCAUCCGACUAAUGAUGUGUUGGAGCACCAGCACGUUGCCCAGUUGCUACGCCGUUUUUCCUCUGACUGUGCCACGAGCCGGACCAUCUGCUUGGAUGCCACCCUAGCCCAUCACCUGCAGCAGUGCUCCUACCACCUGCGCCUCUUCAGGAGCUGGCUGAUCUCAGGGCAGGAUGACUUGGAGUGUCUUUACGGUUUUGAAGGCUGUUCCAUGGUUCCCACCAUUUAUCCCCUGGAGACCCUGCACAACUCCCUGUCUUUGCGGCAGGUGAACGAGUUCCUGACAGCCGUGUGCAGGAGUUGCAGCGAAUCACAUGUCCAGUCCACCGCAGCUUUGUUUGAUUCAAUGAUUGGUAGCCAGAUACCAGGAGACCCCUUUAUGUCCCAGCGAAUCCUGUCAUCAUCAUCCUUGCCAUUGCGCCAGCGCUCGGAUAAGCCCCCUUGGUACAGCAGUGGCCCCUCCAGUACCGUCUCCAGUGCAGGCCCAUCCUCCCCAACUUCUGUGGACAACUGUGCUCGUUUCAGCUUCAAUGAGAAACUUUCCAUCAGCCCCCCAAAAAGUGAGGAGCAGCUGACUAGCCAGUCCCCUGAGCAGGAGAGUCGAGCUCCAGGCAGAGGGCUCGAUGUGCAGGGGAGCAUGUCUGGGAUGCCAGUAGCAGAGCCAAGUGCCCCAGAGACCCUGGUCUGGAAUAAGGGCCCAGAGCCAGGCAGGAUCCUGGAGCUGUGCAAAAAGGAGCUGGCAGGGGAGGAUGCUAACCCAGAAGAGAACAGCAUGGGGGAGCUGGAUGAAGAAAAAGCAUCUGGGGAAAUGUUCGAGCCAAGUAACAGAGGAAACCCAAAGCGUGGGGAAGGGUUUGACCUGAGGCUGGAUGGGGAGUCAGCAAAGACAGGUGAGGGGUCUAUCAGGGCAAUGACUGGCCUGGAUCAGUUGGGGCUGUCCAAGGAGAUCCUGGUGCCCUGUGAAGAGGAGCUGCUGGGAGAGGUGUUGGAUGCAGAGCAUACAGGCAAGGCGCUGCUGGGGGACAGUGCUCUGUCAGACCAGCUUCUCUCUGGACACCUGUGCCAGGUGCAACCACUGCCUCCUGAGAAGAAUGUGGAGGAACUGCAGCUGCUGUGUCAGAAGGAUCAGCAAAAUUAGUGGCUUACUGGACAGCACACUGCAAGCACUUCUAGCUGAAAGCAGCCCAAUUUCCUGCAUGGCACCUCACACAGCUGGUGGUCCAUGGCAAAGAAGAAGCCACGUCCCAGGGCCACAGGACUCUGUGGUGUGGAAGAGACUGCUUUUCUCCCCCACAAGUCAGCUCUUGGCCAUUCAGCAAGAAUGUUUGCCUCAUUAAAUGAACAGCAAUGCAGUCUUGGUACUGCCAUGGCACCUCCAUGGAGCAGGGACAUGGUCCUGCGCUGAUGUCCCACGGGCUUUGUGCUCACUGGGACAGCAGCAUUAGAGGAUUGGUACAGCCAAGGCUUUUAGGGUGGUAAGUCCAAAGGGGACAGGUCCUCCCUUGUGACUUCUUGGCCCACAGCCUUCAGACAAAGGCGUUCUGGGCCCAAAUUAAUCAGAUCCAUCACAACCACCAACCUCCUCUCUGUUACUUCCUUCCUCUCUCAAUUCCCACUGCUGGCCACCAAAAUCAGGUCCAGAGAGUCCAUGGCAGGAAAACUCGCAGGAGCAGAAAGCAUUCUGAAUUGAGUGUGGAAGAGUAGUGAGGUCAUCAGGUUUGACUGCCACUUGCAAGGAAACAUCCCUUUGGCGUGGCGUUGGAUGUUUCCCUGCUGGGCUGGGGCAGGCGGAAGCCUGGGGAUCCAGCCUGAGAGAGGUGUGCAGGGAGAUCACAUAGUUUGGUUUUUUUCUUGUCCCCAAGGAUCUGGCAGGGUACAGCUCUGAAGUCUUGGUGACAGAUUGAAAGAAACUGCUAUUUUGACAAUUCAGGACUAUUAGAAACCAAGGAGAAAUCUUUAUUAUGUGUAAAAUGAAAAGUAUUUAAUGGAUAUUUAUGUAAAUGCCUUGUGAGCACAAGCCUGAGGGCAAGAUUGAUACGGGUGUCCCUGCCGCAUCCUGAGUGCUGGCCAGGGCUGUGCUUCCUACUCCUGUAUUUAUGGACAAGUCUGCGUGUCUGUCUGUAGCUAGGGUCUGUGUUUUUGUGAAGCUGUGCCCAAAGAUCUCUAUGCUGUGU
Cinclus cinclus is the source of this 5420-nucleotide messenger RNA. It is a transcript of the gene PPIP5K1, whose product is annotated as diphosphoinositol pentakisphosphate kinase 1. The record is from RefSeq and is a predicted model, not a curated record. The transcript has 30 exons. Gene Ontology annotation, molecular function: diphosphoinositol pentakisphosphate kinase activity; inositol hexakisphosphate kinase activity; 5-diphosphoinositol pentakisphosphate 1-kinase activity. Gene Ontology annotation, cellular component: cytosol. Bases 29 to 4384 code for a protein of 1451 amino acids. Gene Ontology annotation, biological process: inositol phosphate biosynthetic process; inositol metabolic process. NCBI's taxonomy places the organism in Eukaryota, Metazoa, Chordata, Aves, Passeriformes, Cinclidae.